This is a messenger RNA of Apodemus sylvaticus (European woodmouse), 675 nucleotides long. Its product is annotated as leukocyte immunoglobulin-like receptor subfamily B member 4A. Lineage: Eukaryota; Metazoa; Chordata; Mammalia; Rodentia; Muridae. Gene Ontology annotation, biological process: cytokine-mediated signaling pathway. Gene Ontology annotation, molecular function: inhibitory MHC class I receptor activity. The transcript has 5 exons. The coding region runs from base 1 to 675 and encodes 224 amino acids. The record is from RefSeq and is a predicted model, not a curated record.
AUGAUCAUGCUCACAUUGUUGCUGUACUUUGGUCUUAUUGUGGAACCCAGGAUGACAGGACAGGCAGGACACCUCCCAAAGCCCAUCAUCUGGGCUGAGCCAGGCUCUGUGAUUGCACAACAUGCACCUGUGACUAUCUGUUGUCAGGGUUCCUGGGAGGCCAAGGCAUAUCAUCUGUAUAAAGAGCAAAGUGUAGAUCCUUGGGACACUCAAUUCCCUCUGGAAACAAUGAAUAAGGCCAAGUUCAACAUUGAACACAUGACAACCACCUAUGCAGACAUCUAUAAGUGUUACUAUGUGAGUGCUGCUGGAUUUUCAGAGCAGAGUGAUGCCAUGGAGCUGGUGAUGACAGGAGCGUAUGAAAAGCCCAGCCUGUCUGUCUGGCCCAGCAAUAAUGUGAACUCUGCAGUUUCAAUCCCAUUUCAGUGUAGUUCGUCUAUAGGAUUUGACAGAUUCAUUCUGAUCCAGGAAGGAAAACACCGCCUCUCAUGGACGCUGGACACACAGCAUCAGGCCUAUCCGCCAUUCCAGGCUACUUUUGUUCUGGAUGCUGUUACUCCCAACCACAAUGGAACGUUCAGAUGCCAUGGCUUUUUUAGGACUGCACAACAGCUGUGGUCAAAAUCAAGUGACCCCCUUGACCUCAUAGUCUCAGAUUCUUUGAGGCAGUUAUGA